GGAAUUGAGAAAAUAAGGCCAUAUUUGAUUCACUUCCAGUGACCUCAUUCUUCUAAUUCUUGCCGAUUCUAGAAAAGAAUAAGCAAGAAUGAUUGAGAUAUAGGUGUUUGGAUAUUCAUUUCUUGUCGCAUAAUUCAUUCUUCCCAUCCUACUAAUUCUGUUUUUUUGUUCGAGCUCGAGUCCUCUCGACUUGAACUCACUGAACCCUCGUCCCUCUCUUUCUCUCUCUCUCUCUCUCUUCUGUACAAGGUAAACCCUCGUCACUCUCUCUCUCUCUCUGUGUACAAGGUAAUGGUGGGCUCGAUCUGUUGAAGUCCUAAAGCUAAGUUCGAUCCAAAGAUCUCGAACCAAGCGCAAUGCUCCCAAAAGAAAAAGCAAAACUGCAGAAAAAGGCGAAAAGCAGGAAGCGAGUGAAAACGAAGGUCAUCAUCAACAAAAGCAGAUCCCGCCGUUCAUCUCACUAAGCCGAUCCAUCGAUCGAUCGAGAGAGAAGAGGAGAGCCAGCGAUGGCGGUCUCCGUCUCAGUUUUGGCCGUCGUCACGUCCCUCCAUCUCGUCGCCUUCGUCCUCGCUGUAGGCGCCGAACGUCGUCGGAGCACAGGUAAGGUGCAACCGGAUGAGUACGACGAACGCACGUUCUGCGUAUACGAUUCGGAUGUGUCGACGGUGUACGGAUUGACGGCGUUUGGUCUUUUGUUGAUUAGUCAAUUUUUGGUUAACUGCAUUACGAAAUGCCUCUGCUUCGGGAGAGGGCUCAUGAGCGGGAGGAGCUCCACCGCCUGUGCCAUAUUCUUCUUUGUAUUUUCCUGGGCUAGCUUUUUGGGGGCAGAGGCGUGUUUAGUGGCGGGGUCGGCCAGAAAUGCGUAUCACACCAAGUACAGAGGAUACUUCGGCGCACAAGACUUAUCGUGCGCCACUCUCCGGAAGGGCGUGUUUGGCGCCGCGGCCGCUCUUACGUUGUUGUCUUUACUGGGAUCCAUCAUGUAUUACUGGGCCCACGCCAGGGCUGACACCGGUGGAUGGCAGAAGCACCAGAAUGAAGGUGGUUUGCACCCCCACGAACAGCAAAUGAGCAGCGAGUUCCAAAAGAUCUGAUUUGAAACUAUAAAGCCAAAGCAGAGAGUUCUGGGGGUUCUUUAUUCCUUUCCAUUUUGUUUGUGCCAGCAAUGAUCAUCGUCUGAUCAAGUAAGGCUCCAAGUUUUGUGUGCGAGAUUAUGAUUCGAUCAAUCAAGCGGUCCUUAUUGACGACCUAUGUAAGGAAGAUAUACAAAUAUUAUGUAUCUUAAAGAAAUUUUAUUUAUAUUCGUCUUUUUCUUAUAAAGUUACUAUUUUAUGGCA
Nelumbo nucifera (sacred lotus) is the source of this 1337-nucleotide messenger RNA. RefSeq names its product aerobic coproporphyrinogen-III oxidase (DUF1218). The record is from RefSeq and is a predicted model, not a curated record. Lineage: Eukaryota; Viridiplantae; Streptophyta; Magnoliopsida; Proteales; Nelumbonaceae.